AAAUCAAAAGAAGCAGCCAGUUCUAACAAAUAUGGUUGACAUGGGAAGGAGCUAAGGUUUGCAACGCCAGACGGGAGAUACGUUUUCGUGCCCUAAACGGACGGCUUUUAUUUUAGUCUGAUAUGGAUGAUGUGGAGAUUACAGAUGUCAAUGACGAUGGCUCGCUCUACCAGGUGGAGAAGGCGCCCCUCAAAAACCAGGAUCUGAGUUCCAUAAGCCUAACUGUAGGAGAGCUUCUGUCCCAGUAUGGAUGGUACCUGCUGGUUGUGACUGUUCUGGUCUACCUGGUCAUCCAGCACCUGAGCAAGAGGAGAUCCAGCCAGAGCUCUCGCAGCUCCCCCCCACAAACACCGCAAGAUGCCGUGUUAGUGGCAAGAAGACAAGAAGCCAUGGAAGCAGCUCGGAGAAAGAUGCAAGAGGAGCUUGAUGCCAAAGCUAGCAUCUUCAGAGAGAAACAGAAACAGCAAGAAGAAGAGAAGAGGAAGCAGAAAAUAGAGAUAUGGGAGUGUAUGCAACAGGGAAAGAGUUACAAAGGAACUGCACAACCUUCUCAGGCCACUGGAGAGGCCAGCUCAUCAACAACAGUGCUGAAACCAAAGGCAGACAAGAAGCCACUUCGCGGUGCAGACUACAAUCCCCUGACUGGACAGGGAGGAGGCUCCUGCUCCUGGAGACCUGGCAGGAGAGGACCGUCAUCUGGUGGAUGAGGUUAAAGAAGGUUAGAGACAUUGGUCUGUAUGACCUUUUGACCUCUGACAUCCUGAUGGGCACACUGACUGACUGAACCAAGCUGACAGUAGCACCAAACCCACGCUUUAGACAAAUAUAUAUAUAUUUUUUUUAACCUGCUCCAUACUUUCAGGGGGUGUUGAUCGUUGGUAGCAUAUACCUGCUAUCCUUUCUGCUUGUUUAUUUACUCUCUAAACUCUCUGCCUUAUUAAGCAUCAAAUAUACUGUGAUAAUAAUGAAUCAUAUUGCUAAGGGACAAAUGCAUUUUGGAAUUGAAAGCUUGUAAUGACGCCAUUCCUGUAAAUGGUAUGUAACCAUUAGGUUUGGCUGAUGAAUUUCACAGUCAGUGUGUUUUUUUUUUUUUUUUUUUUAAAUGUGUACCACCAUAGCUUUAGACUUGAUAUUACUACAGCAGCUGUAGCUGGUGGGCAUAUAGUUAAUUAACAUUUUGAACAAAAUGUAAGGAGGGUAUGUCUGUUUUUAUGCAAUAAAGAUUUGGUCACUGGG
Molecule: messenger RNA, 1236 nt
Organism: Perca fluviatilis (European perch)
Lineage: Eukaryota; Metazoa; Chordata; Actinopteri; Perciformes; Percidae
Gene: selenos
Product: selenoprotein S
Exons: 6
Coding region: 123-707 (194 amino acids)
Biological process (GO): retrograde protein transport, ER to cytosol; endoplasmic reticulum unfolded protein response
Cellular component (GO): endoplasmic reticulum membrane; Derlin-1 retrotranslocation complex; Derlin-1-VIMP complex
Source: RefSeq, a predicted model, not a curated record